AUGGCGUCCCCCACGAUUAAGCUCAACAGCGGAUAUGAGAUGCCCCAGGUGGGCUUUGGCCUCUGGAAGGUCGACAACGCCGUGUGCGCGGAUACCGUUUACAACGCCAUCAAGGCCGGUUACCGUCUGUUUGAUGGUGCUUGUGACUAUGGCAACGAAAAGGAGUGUGGUGAGGGUGUUGCCCGCGCCAUCAAGGAGGGUCUCGUGAAGCGUGAGGACCUCUUCAUUGUUUCCAAGCUGUGGCAGACCUUCCACGAUGUGGACAAGGUCGAGCCUAUUACCCGCAGACAGCUCGCCGACUGGCAGAUUGACUACUUUGAUCUCUUCCUCAUCCACUUCCCUGCUGCCCUCGAGUACGUUGACCCCAGCGUCCGCUACCCUCCUGGAUGGUUCUAUGACGGCGAGAGCGAGGUCCGCUGGAGCAAGACCACCCUCCAGCAGACCUGGGGAGCCAUGGAGAAGCUGGUUGACGCCGGCCUUGCCCGAAGCAUCGGCAUCUCCAACUACCAGGCCCAGUCUGUGUACGAGGCCCUCAUCUACUCCAGAAUUCGCCCGGCCACGCUCCAGAUCGAGCACCACCCUUACCUCCAGCAGCCCGACCUUGUCAACCUUGCCCAGAAGGAGGGCAUCACCGUCACAGCAUACUCCUCCUUUGGCCCCACUGGAUUCAUGGAGCUCGAUAUGCCUCGUGCCAAGAGCGCCGCUCCUCUGAUGGACAGCCCCGUCAUCAAGGAGAUUGCCUCUAAGCACGGCAAGACCCCUGCUCAGGUCCUCCUCCGAUGGGCCACUCAGCGCGGCCUGGCCGUCAUCCCCAAGACCAACCGACCGGAAAUCAUGGCCCAGAACCUGGAUUCGGUCAACUUCAACUUGGACAGCGGCGACUUGGCCAAGAUUGCCGACAUGGACUUGAACAUCCGAUUCAACAAGCCCACAAACUACUUCUCCGCCGACAAGCUGUACCUCUUUGGCUAA
This is a messenger RNA of Trichoderma virens Gv29-8, 972 nucleotides long. RefSeq lists its product as uncharacterized. Lineage: Eukaryota; Fungi; Ascomycota; Sordariomycetes; Hypocreales; Hypocreaceae. The coding region runs from base 1 to 972 and encodes 323 amino acids. The transcript has 3 exons. Gene Ontology annotation, biological process: D-xylose catabolic process. The record is from RefSeq and is a predicted model, not a curated record. Gene Ontology annotation, molecular function: D-xylose reductase (NADPH) activity. Gene Ontology annotation, cellular component: cytosol.